Messenger RNA from Anneissia japonica, 1679 nucleotides. Its product is annotated as ribonuclease P/MRP protein subunit POP5-like. The coding region runs from base 144 to 632 and encodes 162 amino acids. Gene Ontology annotation, molecular function: ribonuclease P RNA binding. Gene Ontology annotation, cellular component: ribonuclease P complex. The transcript is spliced from 4 exons. Gene Ontology annotation, biological process: tRNA 5'-leader removal. The record is from RefSeq and is a predicted model, not a curated record. NCBI's taxonomy places the organism in Eukaryota, Metazoa, Echinodermata, Crinoidea, Comatulida, Comatulidae.
UAUUCAAACAAACUACCGUAUGGAUAGAGGGCGGAAAGAAGACACGCUGUUUCAUGCUGUUUUUCUGGUUUUUUAGUUUUUGGCUGCUUUUAGUAAUACUAAAGGUGAUUUGUUAAAAUAUCUGGAGUGAAUAAGUAAUUAAAAUGGUUCGUUUAAGAAACAGGUAUCUCCUUUGUGAAAUCAUCUUUGAUGAAAGAUAUGCAAAUUACCCAGCAGUUGUGUCAAACGAUAUUCUUAGCGAGAUCAAAAACGCUGUUGUGCAUACUCAUGGGGACUAUGGCAUGGGUGCUGUGCAACUUGGAUUGAAUGUGAAAUACUUGAAUCCACACACGCAGAUAUUCAUAGUUCGAUCCAGAAGGUCAUCUUACAAGAUUGUGUGGACCUCCUUGCCAUUUGUAAAUAAACUGUGCAAGAAGAUAUGUAAAAUUAAUACAUUACAUUGUGGAGGAACAAUUCGGACUUGCCAGAAAUUCCUCCUUAAGUACCAGCGACAACAACUCUCAGGGGUUCUUCUCAAGUGUCAAAGUGAUGAGGAGAGGAAGGCGGUGAAAGAGUCGAUACUAAGCUGUACACUCAAGGAAGACACAGAAGAUUUUAUGGGCGAGGAUGAGGAGGAUAUUGACAGUAGCUGACGGAGAAUGUAUUCAGUGUUUGUUUCUAUUUUGGUUGUUUUUAAGACAUUUUCCAUUAUGGCACUCGAUGACAUGUUAGCCUGCAGUCAUGUCAGUUUCAGAUCCUGUUGCUAUGGCACUGCUGGGAAAACGCAGUGUUACUGUCAGAGACAGAAGUUGGCUGGAAUGAUUGCAUGCAAUAAUGUAUGCAUAGUAGUACACAGUGGCAUAUCUAAGAUAUUGAAAAAGGCCACAUCAGUGUCUGCAAAUAACUUCUAGAAAGAGCCCUAGAUAUAACACUGGUAGUAGAGUUGUAGCCUGGUGAUUUCAAUGUGUCAUGGUUUCAAAUCCUUUAAAAUGGAAAAACUAUUUUUAGAGAAAAACAAUUGCACACUUUUAAGCCUGAUAAUGAGACUUGGUUUAUAACACAUCUUGUUGUUUAUACCAUGUGAAACAAUUCAACUCCCUAAGCCUCGCAUUGUUUAUAUGAUGCAUAAUGUGAAGCAAUUCUACUCACUAAGUCUUAAAUGAGUAUGGAGGGUCAUGUAAAUACACAGAUAAAACAUGCAUCAAGUUGAGAACUAUGUUGAUAUACAAGGUAUUACUGAAAAUUAUUAUAUUUGUAGCAUGUUGGAAGGAGGAAAUGUGGGCUUUCUAUAAGUUGAUACUUUCUGAAAUUACGUAAAUGUUGCACUGAAAAUACAGUAUAUGUUUUAGUAAACUUUAACUUUUGUGUGAUAAUCGUUUCUGUAUGAUAAAGUUAAAAGUAAAUGUAUAUACUGUACAAUAUACUGCAAAGAUUUAAUAUGAAUGAGGUACUUAUCAGUGCAGGUGGGUGAAGUAGACUGGUGUUGCCUUUGUAUUGCCCACAGCAAUCUUAAUUCUGCGGUAACAUAGGUUGGCACUUUCAAUAAAGGGAAAUUGACACAUUUUAUGCUGUUUUAGUGCAUAUUUUUCUUACACCCAAUCCUCUCAGACUACCACCAACCAUCAGCGGAGGACGUCGCGGACGUCAAGCGCUCAUGGAAACUGCAGAUAAAUUUGGUGUAUGCCCGGCUUUAGAUCAAA